AUGACUAUCUAUGCUGCCCAUUCUCCAAGAUGCGAUCACGGUUUCUUAAACACUAGAACUCUCGAGGGAGAUGAUAUGCCUUCCACCAAAUCCUCGAUAAUAGACUUUCCCUGUCCAGAUGGCGAGCUUGGGCACUUGAUCGUCCGAAAAUACAAGUUGUAUGAGCCAUCUGGAGAGCCAUUGGAAAACCGUGCAUGGGCUCUACAGGAACGAACAUUGUCUCCUCGUGUUCUUGCAUACGGUUCGUGGCAAGUCUGGUGGAAAUGUUGCUCAGCUCUCCUUUGUGACGGUGGAACAGUUGAUAAUUUCGGUAGGAAAGGGGCAUCACUGGUGAGCUUAGCUGGAGAUCUAGAUCAAGAAUGGUCUUGGGAGAUGUGGGAAGACUUGGUUUCUGAUUAUACACGCCGAGGAUUGAGCGUACCAUCGGACAAGCUGCCUGCCUUUUCAGCUAUUGCGUCUCGCUUCCAGGAAAUUUUCCAUGAUGAUUACUGCGCGGGUCUUUGGCGAAGUAAGCUGACUGAGGGGUUGCAAUGGUCCGUCAAUGAGCCUGAAUUAUUUAGACCCGAGGAAUAUCGGGCACCAACUUGGUCUUGGGCUUCUGUCUUUGGUGACGUUCUAUUUCCCAAUAAGCCCCCGAAUGAAGGUAUUUUCGACAUUGAAAUACAUCGGACGGAGAUUAUUGAAUGGAAGGUUACGCUAGCAAACACAGCGAAUCCUUUUGGAAGAGUCAUUGAUGGCACGCUGAGAAUGAAAGGGAUCGUAAAAAAACUCGACUGGGAUGGCGCCCAACGAAUUCCUAGGGAAGGUUUUGACCGAUCAGCAGAGUCAGAACACAGCAUAGCCUACUUCCUAUCAACAAUUGCCUCAGCAUAUCCAGACUGUGCAGCGCAGAAACUGUACAACAUUAAUAAAGUGACCCCAGAAAGUGAUUCACCACCUCAAGAGACGAUCUUCUGGAUGGGAAUUGAAGAAGGGAAGACUUUUAUGACGCGGCCUAUUGUGUGCAUUGCGCUCGAUGGCCAGUUAGCCAUCAUGCUAGAGGAGUUAUACGAUGGCACGUAUGCUAGAACUGGUCUCAUGGUGUUCGACACCUCCAAAGACAUGAAGACUUAUUUCGAAGCCUGCCAGGUCUCUGAGGUGGUGAUUCGAUGA
Endocarpon pusillum Z07020 is the source of this 1152-nucleotide messenger RNA. RefSeq lists its product as uncharacterized. The transcript has a single exon. NCBI's taxonomy places the organism in Eukaryota, Fungi, Ascomycota, Eurotiomycetes, Verrucariales, Verrucariaceae. The record is from RefSeq and is a predicted model, not a curated record. The coding region runs from base 1 to 1152 and encodes 383 amino acids.